AAGCGGGAGAUUCGACCGACGGAUGCUGGCUGAUGGCGGAGCCCUGUGUACUGCUCCUCCGAACUCACUCUCAGACUGGCCCCUUGGGAUCGCGCUCAGUUUAGUCUCUUAAGCCUCAAGUUCCAACCACACCGAAAACAUGAGUUCAAGUUCCUGAAAUUUGCUAUCCUUCCUCACCUUCAGACCUCUUUUUCCAUGAGAGGGAAGGAGAACUAGAGCAUCUCUCUGGGACAUAGAAAACUGGGGUUUGAACUCAGCACCUCAUGCUUGAGAAACUGAUAUGCUAUCCAUUAUGCCACCUUCUGGGCCCGAACUCUGCUGCUAUACCAGUAAGGCAAACAUCCAUGUAAACAAAAAAUCUGGGCUGGGGAGAUGGCAUAAUGGCUAUGCCAGAAGAUUCUAUCCACAGCACCAAAGUAAGCCAGAGCUGAGCUCAGGCUACAUAUGAAACCAAUGAAUAAAAGGAGAAAAUUUCUUCUUGCCUCGGUUCUUGAUCUCCAGAAUUCAAGCUUUCUAUAUCCUUCAUGUCAAAAGUGCUUUUCUCGAUUGAUCCUGCUUUAUAAAAGGUUUAAUUGUCCAAAAUGUGGGUUUACUGGUGAAGCUGAAAAUGUCAGUUACAGAUAUAAGCUUUCCUUAAAAGUUGCAGAAUCGAACCGAUUGCUUGGCAUUACUGUCUUUGGAAGCUGCUUAGAUACAUAUUUUGGUUUUACAGCUACUGAUUUGCACAGGUUCAUUCAGGAUCCUAAUGAAAUUCCCAAAACACUGGGCAGUGAUGCAACUCAGAGCCUACUAACUAAAGCAGUUGAAACUUGCUUUGUUGGACAAAGCUUUGUUUUUGGAGUGACGAAUUUUGAAAAUCAACAUGGACCAGGUUCAAAGUCUGAUGACUUCUUUAAACAGUACCCUGAUGGAAAGAGAGAAGCUAAAGCUCUAGUAGCUUGUCAGAUGAUACUACCAUACUCUGGUGUUGUGAGUUUCACUGUCAUUGACUGUUUCCGUCAACUUUUGCAACUUUCUGGCUUGAGAAAACUUGACUCCCAGGAACCUAAUAGCCACUUACUUGCUUUGGAACAUUCCAGUGGUGAUCUCAGCAGUAUAUGGGGCUCUGAGAGCAGUUCUUUGGUUUUUGAGUCUCAAGGCAGAGAUGCUUUUUCAAAAUCCUGGCAACCCCCAUUUGAAUGCGUUUCCAUUUUUUCACAGCUAACAGAUGAUGAUGACUUUUCAGCUUCAGAACCAAGCAAGAUUAUGGAUACUCAGGACCAAAAGAGAAACCAUAGCUCCUUUGCAAGAGCCACUAGUCCUAGUAACUGCUAUGAUUCAAUUCAGGAUUCAUGGAACCUUGUUUCAUAUGUGGAUAAAAAAAGUACAGCACAAAAGUUGAGUGAAGAACUUGGCUUACAAGCCAGUCAGCUAAAUGCAAUUCACAGGGGUGAUCAUGAAGCUGGUAUAACUGACUCUAAUUUAUUCCCUUUAAAAAUGCAAGAGCCCCUUGAACCAACUAAUACAAAAGCCUUUCAUGGUGCAGUAGAAAUUAAAAUUGGGUAUUCCCAGCAUGGGUUAACAUGUCACCAGCAUAACAAUAUAGAUAAUCCCUGUAGUUUUCAGGGAAAAUCUGCCUGUUAUCUGUCUUCAUCACAGAGGCUAGGAGAGGAGGCUUCUAGCUCCCAGGACCCCGAGAUUUGGGAUGAUCUACCAUUCUCUGAAAGCCUAAACAAGUUUCUGGCAGCUAUUGAAAGUGAGAUUGCCUUAUCCCCAAAAGAUGCCAGUGGUAGAAAAAAUGGCCUAGAUAAUGACAUUGAUAAAUUACAUGCAGACUAUAGCAAGUUAUCUGUGACUCCUCUGAGAACUGCAAAAACCACGUAUAAACCACCUACAGAUUUAAGAUCAUCAGAGGCAACAGUCAGAGAUAUCACUGACAAAGAUACUGACCUUUCCACCUAUGACACAAGUCCAAGUCCUAGUGUUCAAAAGGAAUCACAACCAGAUGGCAUUGCAGAGACUGUCUCUACAAAGAAUACAAGGGUUAUUUCUGAUUGUUUUCUGCCAGAUACUGACCUCUCAGCUCUGUUUCCAUCCUCCAAGGGUUCAGAAAUAACAGGCAUUAGUAAGUCUAUCAGAAUCUCACCAUACAUGGCCGAAAUUUCACAGAAGCUCAGUACUUCAGUAAGUGACCAUUCCGGUUUCAGUAUGAGAGGUGUCGAUGAAUGUGAAAACUCUCUUUCAGAAAUGAGUGAAAAGUUGACAACUUUGUAUUCCAGGAGGUAUAAUGAUCUUUACAACUUAGAAAAUCAUCAGCAGCCACAGAACCAAGGUAAUAGCUUUACAGUUUGCAGGAAACUUACAUAUUCUUUGGAAACUCUUUCUGGUACUCCAAAUGGAGGUACAAAUACAUUAAAAGAAAUGUCUUAUGGACGUAUCAGGGAUAACUUAACACAGAACCACUCUACUGGUCAUGAAGGUAGCUACAAUGCCUCGGCUGAUCUCUUUGAUGAUAGUGCUAAGGAAAUGGACAUUGCAGCAGACACUACCCAAAAAUCACAAGGCAUUUUGUUGCAAUGGAGAACAUAUUUGGCAGAAAGUCAUACAGAAGCUGAUGUUUUACUGAAAUCACUUUCUGAAAACUCCAGCCAGUCUUCCCCAAAAGUGUCCAUGCAGAGCCACACUGCCUCUCCACUUCCUUUUCAUUCCAAUUCAGAGUAUGAUUUUGAAGAGAGCCAAGGUUUUGUUCCAUGUUCACAGUCAACUCCAGUUGCAAGAUUUCACCACACAAGAAUUCAUGGGAUAAAAGGAGCUUUUGAAAAGUUACCUGAUUUCCAUUCAGCUCUUGAAAAUAAUGACAGAAAAACAAAUAUUUCCUCUGAAAAUAACAUACAGCAGGCUACCUCAGACUGUCCAAAAAGUAUUAAUACAAUCAAGCAGAAACCAGAAAGUCCUAUUAUGUUCGGUUUUACACAACCAAAGGUUAUGACCAAUCUUCCUACCAGUGAGUGCUUUGAAACUGAUAUUGAUGAAUGGGUCCCUCCCUCCACCCAAAAAGCACUUCUAUCAGAAGAGCCUGGAUUCCAAGGCAUAGGUCUAAGGAGGUGUCUUGCUGCCGGUAAUUCUCCUGAUCAAAAAGAGUUACCAAAAAAGAAAAUGAAGUACGUCAAACAAAGAACUGAAAAACAUUUAGUUGAAUUUAAGACAGUGUUUAAAGAAGUAGUAGCUAAUCCACAGAAAAUUCCCAGUAAUUCAUCUUUAAGCUGGAAUUCCAAAGAAUCUAUAUUAGGACAUGGUUCUUGUUUAGACGUCAGAUAUUGCCUUCCAUACACAGAAAGUCAACCACUUUCAGUUCCUGAAACUAAAGUUCCUUGGUCACCUGAACUGUUUUCAUAAAAGUCACCAGAACUUAAUUGUUGAACCUAUGACAGUACAUCUGUUUGUAAAACUUUGCUGCACUCUGGUAUGAAAAGAGUUGUUACUGUGAUUUUGUAAAUGUUGUAAAACCAGUUUUUUCCAGAAUACUCUAAUUCAAAUUCUAUGGCACUUUAUUUUAUAUUGUUGAAUGUAGUCUAGUAAUAAAAUUUUGCUUGUGAAAAGUAUUGGUUAAAUUCACAUGUACAUUCAGAAAUAAAAUCUUCACAAACCAAA
This is a messenger RNA of Erinaceus europaeus (western European hedgehog), 3630 nucleotides long. RefSeq names its product DNA damage induced apoptosis suppressor (gene DDIAS). Gene Ontology annotation, cellular component: nucleus; cytoplasm. Gene Ontology annotation, biological process: negative regulation of intrinsic apoptotic signaling pathway in response to DNA damage. Lineage: Eukaryota; Metazoa; Chordata; Mammalia; Eulipotyphla; Erinaceidae. The record is from RefSeq and is a predicted model, not a curated record. The coding region runs from base 445 to 3375 and encodes 976 amino acids. The transcript is spliced from 7 exons.